Trichoderma breve is the source of this 3486-nucleotide messenger RNA. RefSeq names its product mutS domain V domain-containing protein. Gene Ontology annotation, molecular function: ATP binding; mismatched DNA binding; ATP-dependent DNA damage sensor activity. NCBI's taxonomy places the organism in Eukaryota, Fungi, Ascomycota, Sordariomycetes, Hypocreales, Hypocreaceae. The transcript has 5 exons. The record is from RefSeq and is a predicted model, not a curated record. Bases 1 to 3486 code for a protein of 1161 amino acids. Gene Ontology annotation, biological process: mismatch repair. Gene Ontology annotation, cellular component: nucleus; MutSalpha complex.
AUGCCGAGCGACAAAGCAGCGAGCGCUGCUCGCACGCCGGCAAAGGCCACUCGGCCAGCUGCUGCAGCCUCCUCUUCAGCCAAACAGAAGUCGAUAAUGUCCUUCUUCCAGAAGUCAUCGCCCGUCUCUGCUUCUUCCGCUGCUCGAGAAAAGGUCUCUUCUGAUAACCAACACUCCUCCCCUCUGAAAGAGACCAAAGCCAACUCUCUGCCAAAGAUGAAGGCCUCUGCCACAUUCUCCACCCCAGUGCCCUCCAGCGAUGCCCCAGAACCCACAAGCUCGCAGGAGAAUAUGGAAUCGACCGUCAAGCGGACCAAGGGCAAGGCCUCUGAACCUAGAUCUGUCAAAGACGAAGGGAGUGAGGUAGCUCCCAGCAGUCCCAUCCGAAAGGGGAAGAGGGCUGUCAACUAUGCCGAAUCUUCCGAUGACGAUGAACCCUUUGCCUAUGGAGCGGCUUCACAGACUCGGCGGCGUGGUAGAGCCGCCCGCAACGUUGUCAGAGACGAAGACGAAUACGGUGGAAGUGAUACAGCCGAGCAAGAAGAAGAAGAUGACAUGGACGACUUUGUUGUGUCGGAUGAAUCAGACGGAGAGGCUUCUCGGUCCAAGAAGAGAAAGCGACCUUCGAAGCCUCAAUCGGCACGCAAGCGCACAAACCUUUCGUCUUCUCCCAAGGAAGACGUAGAGCUGAAUACUACAAAUUUCGAUGAUGAUGACAUGGAUUUGGACGAUAUUCCUGCUGGAUCUACAGCCAAGCAAUGGUCUUACAACCCAGACUCUACCGAAAAGCAAGCGGUCGUCAAGCCUACCGAGCGAGUCGCUACCAAAGACCCCAAGGUGAAGGAAAAGGCGUACAUGAAGGAGCCUGACGAGCGUUAUACUUGGCUCGCUAACAUUCGAGACAAAGAAAAGCGCUCGCCCACUGAUCCUGACUAUGACCCACGAACUCUUUACAUCCCUCCCAUCGCGUGGAGUAAGUUUUCACCCUUUGAGAAGCAGUAUUGGGAGAUUAAACAAGAUCUUUGGGACACAAUCGUCUUUUUCAAGAAGGGCAAGUUCUACGAGCUUUAUGAAAAAGACGCAACCAUCGGCCACCAAGAAUUCGAUUUCAAGAUGACUGAUCGAGUCAAUAUGCGUAUGGUCGGUGUCCCAGAGGGCUCACUGGACCACUGGGUCAAUCAGUUCAUCGCUAAGCAGUACAAGGUGGCUCGUGUAGAGCAGAUGGAGACCAACUUGGGCAAAGAGAUGAGAGAACGCCAAGACAAGAGCGGCAAAAAAGCCGACAAAGUCAUUUCUCGAAAGCUUGGUUGUAUCUUGACUGCGGGAACCCUGGUUGAUGGCGGCAUGCUCCAAGACGACAUGGCGGCUUAUUGCGUUGCGAUUAAGGAAUCUGUUGUGGAUGAUUUACCAGCCUUUGGCAUUGCCUUCACAGAUACUGCUACCGGUCGGUUCUAUCUGUCUGGGUUCGUCGACGACGUUGACCGGACCAAGUUUGAAACGCUGGUCGCUCAGAUCGGCCCCCGAGAGCUUUUGUUGGAAAAAUCUGGCUUGGCGACAAAGUCUCUUCGCAUCCUCAAGAACAACACUAGCCCUACCACUAUAUGGACAAACCUAAAGCCAGGUACAGAGUUUUGGGAUGCAGACACUACUAGACGAGAACUCGCUUGUGCAAAAUACUUUGUUAGGGAAGAGGACGAAGAAGAUAUUUGGCCAGAAGCACUCCAGGAACUCAAAGAUGACGACCUUGUCAUGUCUGCCAUUGGUGGUCUUGUAUCCUAUCUUCGAUUCCUCAAGUUGGAAGGCCCGCUGUUGUCGCAAGGCAACUUUGAGAUUUACAACCCUAUCCAAAAGAACAGCACACUUGUUUUGGACGGCCAGACACUGACCAACCUCGAACUAUUCGCAAACACUGUUAACGGCAAUACCGAUGGCACCUUGUUUGGUCUACUUAAUAAGUGCAUAACACCUUUCGGCAAACGUCUGUUCCGCCAGUGGGUUGCUCAUCCGCUGUGUGAUAUUGAUCGCAUCAACGAGCGUUUGGACGCCGUUGAGUUGUUGAACGACGAUCCCUCCGUCCGCGAGCAGUUUGCUUCCCAGUUGGUCAAGAUGCCCGACCUUGAGCGACUUAUUUCACGCAUCCACGCCGGCGCUUGCAAACCUGAAGAUUUUGUCCGGGUUCUCGAGGGUUUCGAGCAAAUCGAAUAUACUAUGACUCUUGUUGGUGCCUUCAAAGGUGGAAACGGUCUAAUUGAUAGGCUCAUUUCGUCAAUGCCUAACCUUGAGGAACCCCUAGCAUACUGGAGCACGGCAUUUGAUCGUCAGAAAGCAAAGGAAGAGAAACUUAUGAUCCCAGAGAGUGGUGUCGAUGAAGACUUUGACGCCAGUGUGGCCCGGAUUGAGGAGGUGAAGAAUCAGCUAAAUGAUUUGUUGGCUGAGAAAAAGGCCGAGCUCAAAUGCAAGACGCUCAAGUUUACAGAUAUUGGCAAGGAAAUCUAUCAAAUAGAAGCGCCGAAGAGCGUCAAGAUCCCAUCCAGCUGGCGUCAAAUGUCUGCAACCAAGGACGUUAAGCGAUGGUACUUUACUGAGCUCACCGGCCUUGUUCGAGAACUCCAGGAAGCUGAGGAAACGCACUCCCAGCUUAUUCGGGAGGUUGCGUCGCGCUUCUGCAAGAAAUUCGACGUUGACUACGAGACUUGGCUGAAAGCUAUCAAAAUCAUUGCCCAACUUGACUGUCUACUCGGUGGUGACCAGGCUAAGAUUAACCUUCUUACCGGUGCCAACGCAGCUGGUAAGUCUACGGUUCUCAGAAUGUCCUGCAUUGCCGUCAUCAUGGCCCAAGUUGGUUGUUUCGUCCCAGCCAAGUCGGCUCGUCUCACUCCCGUUGAUCGCAUCAUGUCACGCUUGGGAGCCAACGACAAUAUUUUCGCUGCGCAAUCCACCUUCUUCGUGGAACUUUCUGAAACAAAGAAGAUCCUCGCCGAGGCUACUCCUCGCUCCCUCGUCAUUCUUGAUGAGCUAGGCCGAGGAACAAGCUCAUACGACGGCGUAGCUGUCGCUCAAGCUGUGCUGCAUCAUGUGGCGACUCACAUUGGUUGUAUCGGCUUCUUUGCGACGCAUUAUCAUUCUCUUGCUACCGAGUUUGAGAAUCAUCCAGAGAUUCGCGCUCGCCGCAUGCAGAUUCACGUUGACGAUGAAGAACGCCGGAUUACCUUCUUGUACAAGCUUGAGGAUGGUGUUGCGGAAGGCAGUUUCGGCAUGCACUGUGCCGCCAUGUGUGGCAUCUCAGACCGCGUCAUUAAGAGAGCUGAGAUAGCUGCAAAGGAAUGGGAGCAUACCAGCCGUUUGAAGGACAGCUUGGACAAGGCCAAGACAGGAUGCUACAUUCCCCUGGGCAUUCUCAGCGAUGUCGGUUCUUUGCUCGGGAAUAAAGGUGAUGUCGGUGCGAAGGGGGUUGAGGUUUUGCUUAAAGCCAUUGAAAGCCUGUGA